AUGGCUGGUGGAAGUUCGCCCUUGAAGGAGGACAUUGAUGCCAUUUUCCAUCGAUUGCGAUCACAGGCAACGAACAAGAGCUGUUUCGACUGUGGAGCGAAAAAUCCUACCUGGUCCUCGGUAACGUACGGUGUGUUCAUUUGCAUCGAUUGUUCCGCGGUGCACCGGAAUCUGGGCGUGCACCUGACGUUUGUACGGUCCACCAAUCUGGACACGAACUGGACCUGGUUGCAAAUCCGCCAGAUGCAGGUUGGAGGUAACGCAAAUGCGGCACAAUUCUUUCGUCAGCAUAAUUGCAACACCACCGAUGCGCAACAAAAAUACACCUCACGGGCUGCCCAACUGUACAAGGAUAAGUUGCUAAACAAAGCUCAACAGUCGCUACAGCUGUACGGAACAACGCUGCACAUUGACCAAGUACACGACCUGAACACUGCCGGCGAUAAGAAGGAGGUAGACUUUUUUGCAGACUGUGACAACUUCGACGGUGACACCAUUGUGCCACAGACGGGUAAGGAUGAGCGUAACAACAAUCCCAGCGUCAGGCCGAAAAUCGAGACGGAGCAGGAGAACAUUCCCAAAUUGGCUUCCCUUAGCGCAACGGUCGAUCCUUCUGCUGGACCACGGGUAGAUUUCCUCAUGUCAGAGGUUCCGGCCGAACCGGUCAAAUCAACGAUCGGUGUGCGAAAGAUUCAACCGAAGAAAGGUGGACUUGGUGCAAAAAAGGGUGGCCUUGGUGCAACACGCGUCAAAACCAACUUUGCCGAAAUAGAGGAACGAGCCAAUAUGGCUGACAAGCUGAAGCUUGCAACCGCCCCGGAGAAGGUGAUCACCGAGGAAGAAAAGGCAGAAACACUGGCCAGUGUUCGGCUCGCCUACCAAGACCUUUCGAUCAAGCAGCACAAGGAGGAGGAAAAGCUGAAAGCGAUCGAUCCCAACAAGGCGAAACAAAUCGAGCGACUAGGGAUGGGAUUUGGCCGAGCAGCCGGUGUUUCACACUCCGCACUGACCGAUAUGAAAACGCUAACACAAGAGGAAACCACACGAAGUGGUGCAUCGGUUACGAAAUCGUACGAUCGGGACGAUUCUUCUAGCGGUGUUGGAGGCGGCAGCAACAGCGGCAACGGAGGCAACGAUUUUUUCGAUGAUUAUUCCAUAAUCUACGGGUUUUCGGGUAGCGGUAAGGGUGCCGAUAUGAGUGAAGCGACACAGAUGGGCUUUGAUACGCUCGAGCCGAUCGACAGCAAGCGUCCGACGGUGAAAACGAUGUUCUCGCCAGCAGGAGGAGGAAGCUUAAAGGGGGGAGCAACCAGUAUAAGUGAUCAACCAACAUACAGCCGCGCUGGUGGAAGUAGCAGCAGCAGCAGUAACGGCAGCAGCAAUCGAAGAAAUGGUAGCAAUCAGUCGCAACCCGUCGACAAUAGCGAUGUGGCGCAGAAAAAGUUCGGCUCUGCCAAAGGCAUCUCGUCCGAUCAGUUCUUUGGAGACGAACAGUCGGGUUAUGAUCGAUCCGCAAACCUAUCGAAGUUCCAGGGUUCCACCAGCAUCUCUUCCGCCGACUAUUUCGGCCACGGUUCGUCAUCGAUGGGUUCGGGUGGUGGCGGUGGAAGAUCCGGCGGUUCUCGUGGCCCAGCACUGCAAUACAACGGUCCAGACUUGGAGGACGUGAGGGAAAGUGUGCGGCAGGGCGUCACAAAGGUGGCCGGUCGUCUCAGUUCGCUGGCGAGCGAUGUGAUGAACUCCAUUCAGGAUAAAUAUGGGUACUGA
Molecule: messenger RNA, 1767 nt
Organism: Anopheles marshallii
Lineage: Eukaryota; Metazoa; Arthropoda; Insecta; Diptera; Culicidae
Gene: ArfGAP3
Product: ADP-ribosylation factor GTPase-activating protein 2
Exons: 7
Coding region: 1-1767 (588 amino acids)
Biological process (GO): COPI coating of Golgi vesicle
Molecular function (GO): GTPase activator activity
Source: RefSeq, a predicted model, not a curated record